Messenger RNA from Ogataea philodendri, 2052 nucleotides. RefSeq lists its product as uncharacterized. Gene Ontology annotation, cellular component: nucleus. The record is from RefSeq and is a predicted model, not a curated record. Gene Ontology annotation, molecular function: ATP hydrolysis activity; DNA binding; ATP binding. Bases 1 to 2052 code for a protein of 683 amino acids. Lineage: Eukaryota; Fungi; Ascomycota; Pichiomycetes; Pichiales; Pichiaceae. The transcript has a single exon.
AUGAACGUAUUGGACUCCUGGUUGGUUCCAGACUCCAGAAGCUCCAAGAAGAUGAACACGCCGGCCGAGAUCUUUAAGUUUUUUCGCGAGAAGGACAGUAAGACCGCGCAAUUGUCGGACAUUUCAAGUGAUCAGUCAGAGACUCCAGAGAUUAUCAGCGAGACUGUGGUGGAACCUCCUUCGUCGGGUGUGUCCAUUGCGUCGGUGUUGAUGCCUCAAAAGACGCAACAGGUCAAACAACCUGAAACCAAGCCACUGCACGAUCCUCAUCACGUUGUUUUAAAAUACAAAACCAAACAGCCAAAGUCGUCACAGGACAGUUUGUUGAAGAAUGGUCGGUUCCCGAUCCAGUCCGCCCGCUUGAGACCGGACUCGUUGGUUGUGAAGUUGAAAAUUAGUCCGGCUAAAUUGAAAUCGCUUGAUAAGCCCGAGCCUACACAAAUAAUUGAUCUGGAGGCAGAGCCAGUUCCAGAGCCGGUGAAACGACCGAAACCGAUGAACUCUUUCUUUCAAAGCGUGGCGGACCGUGCACGGAAGGCCGAAAUUGCAGAAACGUCAAAGAAACAGCGCGUUCAGUCGAUGGAGCUUCCUGUCUUGAAAAAGGACGAUUUCAUGGUUUACGACAACACAAUUGAUACAACAGACACAAUCAGCAUAUCCGCAGCAUCGUUUUUGCAUAAGACCAGUAUACCACAGGACAUAGACGAAAUGACGUUCACGGACCAGGAACACUCGCAGUUUGUCAACCAUUACAACACAACUAAGCCCAAACCUUUGAAUAGCAGCUAUAUUUACUCGCAAUCCGCAGACACCAUGGACCAGGUGGUUGCCGAACGGUACGGCCGUCUCACGGAUCCGGCGUUUGAGAGGUUCUUCAACACCUCGUUUGACGGGCCGACAACUCAGUGGUGUGACCUGUUCAAGCCGGCUGGAUACCGCGACAUUCUCCAGCCAGAGAGUCUUCGCACGGACGUUUAUUUAUGGAUUAGGAACAUGUUUGCCAAACUAACCCGGGUGGAUAUCACCAAACGAACGAGUCUGCUGCGCAAGAAGCGGAUCAGCUACGAGAUGGACGACUUCUUGGUUAACGACUUUGAUUCUGGUGAAGAAACCGAAGAUGAGGUUUUCCUGCCAUCGCUCAUCAUUGAGGGACCUACAGGUUGUGGAAAAACGGCAGCCGUGUACUCCAUUGUGAAAGAACAGCUGAAAGGCUAUGUCUACGAGCUGAACUCAGGCCAGAACAGAGCACGCAGAAACAUCAGCUUCCACUUGAAACAGAUAGGAACCACCAAAGACGUGAAACAUAGCCAGGACCACGGCCUUAUUCUGUUUGACGACGUAGAUCUGAUCGAUCCCGAGGACGACAAGGAGUUCUGGACGGCCGCGAUGGAACUCCUCACGUACUCGUACCGGCCGGUGAUCUUCACCACGAACGACAUCGCGAAAGUUCCAGCAAAUAUUGUCCGGCAGAGCACAGUGUACUGUUUCCAGAACGUGGACAAUCAACUGAAAACGACAUACCUGGACCUGGUUGCACUCAAGAUGAGACUCAAGCUCGAUCCGCUCAUACUCCAGGACCUGGCCGCACUGGAUCUCCGCCAUGCCCUGAUGGAGCUGCAGCUGUGGGGAGACCGAUGUGCGAUUCCCGAAAACGGACUUGCCGAGGUACAGAAACGAGCCCACACAGAACCGCAGCAGAGCAAGUCUCUACGGAGUCUGGAUCUCGAGCACGAUCUGGAGUAUUGCCGCUCUUUUGCCGAGCCGGAGCCUGAGAACUUUGAAAACGUGCUGAACCGGCACACACUGGACUUCUACUCGUCAAAAAUGCUGAUCAAGGGUUCUCGAAUGAGAGCUGCCAGAUACGUUGACGGAGACGAUUAUUUGCAGCAACACCCGGGCUGUUCACUGAACCGACUGAGUAGCGGCCGAUUCGCAGCCGAUGUGACGCCGUUCAUCAAAGAAAUGGCCCGCGGCGAGAUGGUGCGCGUCCAGCUCAACCAGCCCCGCGUGUUUGGCCUCGACCCGAUGGAGUACUUUGAUAAGCUUUUUUGA